AAACACUGAAAACUUCUUAAAGUUAUAAAAGUUAAAUUUUCUGAGAUUUUAAAAAGUUUCUGGCUAAAGUUAACAAAGUUAUGAACAGCAGGGACAAAACUUUAUAUCUAAAUCCAUAAAACAGUUCAUGUCAUACAGUAAAAAUGGAAAAUUUCGAUGAAAAUAAAACUGCACCGAACCAAAACAACAACAAAAAGAUGAGUUUAACUGGGAAAGUGUUAAUUGGUGCAUCAGGACUUGUUGCUGUUGGAAUUUCGGUCGUCUGCUUCCCAUUCAUAUCCCCAGCAUUUCGGAGAUUUACCCUGCCUUUUAUACCUGCCACAGAUAAGCAAUUGCAAAACAUUCUUGCUGUUUUGCCAAAAAAUCCAGUCAAGAACAAUCGACUUUUAGACAUAGGAAGUGGAGAUGGACGAAUUGUCAUUCAAACUGCUAAGAAUGGAUACAAAUCAGACGGAGUAGAACUUAAUUAUUGGCUAGUCCUCUAUUCUCGCCUUGCAUCACUCCGAUCAGGAACAUCAAGCAACACAAAAUUCUUUAGGAAAGAUUUAUGGAAAUAUCCACUCGACAGCUACAAUUAUUGUGUGAUUUUUGGCGUAGAAGAGAUGAUGAUUAAGCUAGAAGACAAGUUUGAUAAGGAAUUGAAAAAAGGCUCGACAGUAAUUGCUUGCAGAUUUCCACUUCCAAAUAAAUCACCCACUAGAGUGUUAUCAGACGGAGAUGUCGAUUCUGUCUGGAUAUAUGAGUACAAGUAGUCAAUAGAUUAAUACUUAUUGUGAAAUAAACAGUAAUGCACGUAGUCCUUAUCAUUGUCUAUAAUUUCU
Chironomus riparius is the source of this 821-nucleotide messenger RNA. The record is from the annotation of a GenBank genome assembly. Lineage: Eukaryota; Metazoa; Arthropoda; Insecta; Diptera; Chironomidae.